Messenger RNA from Syngnathus acus (greater pipefish), 2452 nucleotides. RefSeq names its product calcium/calmodulin-dependent protein kinase kinase 1, alpha b (gene camkk1b). The transcript is spliced from 14 exons. Gene Ontology annotation, molecular function: protein kinase activity; ATP binding. Gene Ontology annotation, biological process: protein phosphorylation; activation of protein kinase activity; CAMKK-AMPK signaling cascade. The record is from RefSeq and is a predicted model, not a curated record. The coding region runs from base 729 to 1982 and encodes 417 amino acids. NCBI's taxonomy places the organism in Eukaryota, Metazoa, Chordata, Actinopteri, Syngnathiformes, Syngnathidae.
AUUGUAGCCUGAGCCGGCCGGGAUCCCUGUCGUGUUGUUAUUUGCGUGAAGCCGCGUUCGUGCGUCCUCAUGUUGUGGCAGCCAGCAGCGCUCAGCUGCGCUAAAUGCGGCGCGGGCUAAUCCCCUAAGACGAGCGUUGACCGCCGCUGCCGCCGCGCCGCGCCUUGCCUCAUUAGCAAAGUCAAAGUCGCACCGAGACCUCGUCUGCGUUGUCAAGCUCUCGUGAGGGACCCGCCCUCGCCUUCCUCGGUGAGUCUCGACCCAUGACGUCCAAAUGCCCUGCGGAUGUGUGCUCGUCUUGGGGUUUGGGUUUGCUGCGCUAACAAAGCUCUUGCGUGCUGCGUUGGUCAGGCAACUGGGAACCGAGGAGGGGGAGGCAUACCCUCCUCGUUGCGUCUUGCUGUUGCAUAAGAAGCUUUGCGAAGGUCAGCGCUCGCUCGCUCGCUCGCUCGUCUUUUGAAGCGGCAGCAAGCCACAAGCGCACACGUUUAAUUGACAUUUGUCUGCAUAAGCGUUUCGAAACAAGCCGAUAAUAAACGUCGUCAAUUCAAAGAGGGUUCCAAAUUAUGACUUGGCUUUGGGCCCCGGGUCAAGGUUUCAUAGCAGGGCUUGGAGCCUUCUUCUGCCUAUUGUUUCUUUGCAAUUUGCAGUCUUGUUCCCGUCAGCCGAGUAGCAUGCGACCCACGUGAGCGCCCGGUCCAGUCCGAACCCAGUCCAGUCCAGAGGCCAUGAUGAGCGCGACGACUCCCAGCGACGACCCGGACGCCGAGCACGGCGGCGAGCUGGCCGACAUGCUGGCGGCCAUGAGCGUCAAGGCGGCGCCCGACGCCCCCCGCCGAGCCCGCCUCUCCGACAGGAAGUUGUCGCUGCAGGAGCGCGGCGGGCGCGUGGUCAGGCAGCCCACCGUCGAGACCAAGAGGGUGUCCAUCACGGACGCGCAGGACUUUGUGCAGCUCAACCAGUACAAGCUGAAGAAGGAGAUUGGCAAGGGUUCGUACGGCGUCGUCAAACUGGCUUACAACCAAGACUCGGAGCGCUAUUACGCCAUGAAGGUUGUUUCGAAGAAGAGGCUCAUGAAGCAGUUUGGUUUUCUGCGUCGCGCCACGCCGGCCCAGCGCGAGGCCUUCCCCAAAGCCUCCAUGCCGCUGGAGAAGAUCUACCGGGAGAUCGCCAUCCUCAAGAAGCUGCACCACCAUAACGUGGUCAAGCUGGUGGAGGUCCUGGACGAUCCCGAAGAAGACGGCCUUCACAUGGCUUUCGAGCUGAUGACCAAAGGGCCGGUGAUGGAGGUGCCCACGGACGAGCCGCUGACGGAGGAGCGAGCUCGCUUUUACUUCCGAGACCUGGUGCUGGGCAUCGAGUAUCUGCACUACCACAAAAUCAUCCACCGGGACAUCAAACCGUCCAACCUGCUGCUGGGCGACGACGGCCACGUCAAGAUCGCCGACUUUGGCGUGAGCAACGAGUUUGAGGGGGCCGACGCCAUGCUGUCCGGCACGGCCGGCACGCCGGCCUUCAUGGCGCCCGAGACCAUGGAGGAUCACUGGUCGGAGUUCAGCGGCAAGGCGCUGGACGUGUGGGCCAUGGGGGUGACGCUCUUCUGCUUCGUCUACGGGAAGUGUCCUUUCUAUGACGAAUACGUGGUCUCCCUGUACAACAAGAUCAAGAACAAAGCUGUGGAAUUUCCAACCACGCCUCAGACAAGCGAGCAGCUCAAGCAUCUGGUUGGCAGCAUGUUGGACAAGAAGCCGCAGAGCAGAAUCACGCUCCCCGACAUCAAACUGCACCCGUGGGUGACGGAGUGCGGCGCCCGCCCGCUCCCCCGGGAGGAGGAUCACUGCACGGCGGUGGAGGUCAGCGCCGAAGAGGUUGAGAACAGCGUCACUCUGGUUUCCAGCCUCUCCACGGUGGACUCUAAAUGUUCUGGAAGUAACUGGCAAUGCUCCUUCCAGUGGCACGCUCAUUUGAUUCCAAUGAAAUGAUGAGUCAAGUGCGACUGAGCGUCCGUCCGCCACCCCGGCCGGGAAUUCCCUUUCAUCGGCCGGUGAGAAUAUUCCAUUUGUCCCGUUAUGCAUUUCAACACCCUCGUCAAUCGGAGCCCGUGAGUGCAAUCUGUCGUCGUCACGCUUGCUGAAGUGACACGGCACAUCUUAUGGUGACAUACUGCAAUAUGUGCAAUAUGACAAAAGAAUAUUCCAGAAGGCUUCUUCUUCUCCACUGCCACCUACGUGCGCCUGCAGCCAAAAAGCCGCAGCCUCCUCCUCGCUCAUGCUUGCAGAAGAGCUUUUGGAUCUGAAAAUGUUCAUUUUAAGAGAAAAGGGGGGGGGGGGGCAGGUCUUGCAGGAGCAAGCUCACGCGCCCGGCAUCGAGGAGGCACUCUUUUGGGGGUGACUUUAAACGGAACCCCAUUGGAGGUGUGGAAUGAUCAUUUUCAUUGAAUCGAUUGGUUUGA